Molecule: messenger RNA, 2146 nt
Organism: Diachasma alloeum
Lineage: Eukaryota; Metazoa; Arthropoda; Insecta; Hymenoptera; Braconidae
Gene: ZnT49B
Product: zinc transporter 9
Biological process (GO): transmembrane transport; zinc ion transport
Cellular component (GO): membrane
Molecular function (GO): monoatomic cation transmembrane transporter activity
Source: RefSeq, a predicted model, not a curated record
CUGAUCCACCAGGGAAAUUACCGAGAGUUGAUGGGUAACGGAGAAUUGUGUGUGGAAUAAACAAAAUAUUGAAAUAACUCUCGUUGGAUUUGUUCAACGGUUAUUCUUGAUUAUUAUGACUGCUGAUUGACAUUGCGGAAUGUACAUAAACAUCAAUCAGCAACAAUGUUCCGUGACAUAUUGAGUGCGAUAACCAUCAUUGAUAUUGUUUAAUACUUAAUUUUGUCAGUGACAACAAUGUUGCAUCGUUCCUACAAUUUUUUGUCGUCAGCCCGUAGUAAAUUCAAUUAUUACCAUCUCGAUCAAUUGUUUACAUUGAGGAUAUUCGUGGCAAAGCGACACGCAAGUAUUUUAAUAACCCCGAGAAAUGGAAACUGUUAUAAAUUACGAUUGCCCAGGGAGAGCAAACGAAUCUGUCAUAAGGAGGCGAAUUUUUUUGAUGCGAGAUGGCCUUAUCUCAGUAUUACUAGAGAAUCAGGGGAUGAUAGCAAAGCGAAGAAUCAGGAGAUACCCAAAUUAGUGAAGGAAUUGAAGCAAACUCUGCAGCAGAAAAUUGUUGAAUUGGAUGGUGGAGAAAAACUUGGGAAACUCAGGGAGAGAAUUUUGGAAGUUGAACCUGUUAUUUUGACGAAAAAAGCUGAGACUAUUGGUGAUAAAAUUGAGGGGAAGAUUGAGGGAUGCAAGGAGAUUGGGAAGAAAGAGGAGGCUAUCAAGAAAGCCAAAAGACGAGUGGAUCACUCAGCUUCAUCCCUAGAAAGGAACUUUAUCACUCCAGUUCGUGCAAUGACAGAUUUUUUACUGAAGCCAACGGAUUUGGAGUCUCUUCCAAAAACAAAACGAAGAUCACCUUAUGAAGACAAACCCCCAAUCACCGUUUACUGGAGAAAAGAUGUCGAAGCUAAGGCUAUAGAAGUCUGGGGCUCGAGGGAAACCCUGCUGAAGGAGUUACUGAAGAAAGAACUUGAAUUAAAAACUCAUCAACAAAAUGUUUUCACAGUCAAAAGACGACUACGUGAUUACAGACGAGAACUAGGUAAUAAACCAGAGACCAUUGAUAACGAGAAUGAAGGUCUCUUCGGCAGGUCCGGAAGAGUAGUUUUAACAGCUGUAGUAAUAAACGCUAGUAAUUUUUUAUUCAAACUUGUCGCCUGGGUGUACACUGGCUCCCACAGUAUGUUUUCGGAGUGUAUACAUUCCGCUGCUGAUACAUUUAAUCAACUGAUAUUGGCUUAUGGUAUUCACAAAUCAGUUCAGAAUCCAAAUGCAGAUCAUCCUUACGGCUACACAAACAUGAAAUACGUCUCCUCAUUAAUAUCAGGCGUUGGAAUUUUUUGCGUUGGCACUGGCCUCUCGAUUUACCACGGAAUCCAUGGGAUUCUCUUUCCAGAUCCUGUGGAGUCAUUCUACUGGGCCUAUUUCAUUCUCGGAGGCUCCUUGGUGUCUGAAGGAGCGACUCUCCUGGUGGCGAUUAAUUCAGUGAGGAAAGGAGCUGAGGAGAAACGUCAGUCGUUCAAGGACUACGUCCUCUCUGGACAAGAUCCUUCGGUCAAUGUUGUACUUAUGGAGGAUUUAGCUGCAGUUAUGGGGGUGACAGUUGCUGGGUGCUGCAUGGGACUGACUUCUUACCUAGGAAAUCCAGUCUUUGAUGCUGUUGGAUCGUUGCUCGUUGGAGGCCUUCUCGGGGGCGUUGCUUCAUUCAUUAUUUAUACCAAUGUUGCUGCUCUCAUUGGGAGGAGCAUUCCACAGGAGAGUCUUGAUAAAAUUAAUGCUGAACUGGAGUCUGAUGUUAUGGUUCGAGCUAUUUAUGAUGUCAAAGGAAUAGACAUGGGAAACAGUCUCGUUCGAUACAAAGCAGAAAUUGAUUUCGAUGGACGAGAAUUAACGAGGGCUUAUCUUGAUAAGCAUGACCUGAAUACAAUGCUCGAGGACGUGAAAAAAAUGCAGAGCAUUGAUGAACUAGAGAUAUUUUUACUGAAGCACGGGGAGAAUAUCGUUGAUAUGCUGGGUGGUGAAAUCGAUAGGAUUGAAUUGAAGCUGAAGAAAAAUCAUCCAGAAAUUCGGCACUGUGAUCUCGAGGUUCUUUGAACCCUUAUAAUUACUUAUCUAUAACGAAACUACUGUAAAUAAACUAUACGAUAAUUAUUAA